AAACUCUCUUAUCUAUCGCUAAAGGAAACUAAUCCACAAGAAAGGACAAAUGGAGGUACAUGAAUGGUCCGUGUUGCUUUGAGAUUUACUCAUAAUUCUCUAACAACUCCUUACUCCUCAAACUAAUCAUCAUAUUUAACUACUGCUAAUUCCUCUAAAUUUACGAGUGGGGAAUUCUUUUACAUAUAUAGUUCUAGGUCCCCUCCAUUUAAGGCACUGUUUGGGCAAACAUUGUUAUUGCUCGGGGGAUGGAAGUUUCGAGUCUUCAAAAGUUGGUGAAGACGGCACCAUCUAAAGCAUUGGUAAUCAGAAUCAACUUGGUGUGUCUUGCCAUCUUUCUGGUCCUUUAUGCAACCCUUCUUCUCCGUCCUUCUUCUUCCGUUUAUUUCGACAAUGCAGCCUCCCUUGUUAGGUGCUCCUUGCGUGAAUGCCAUCACAAGGGAGAAAAAAGCAUAAAAAUGAAAGCAAAAUUGGAGGAACCUCAAGCGAAAUCAAGGGGGUUAAAGAAGAUAAACGCGACAAAGAUAGAGGUGCCAAGCUUCUUUGGUGAAAUGGGGAGAGGAAUGAAGAUGGGCAUAGUGAACAUGCAUGAAGAUGAUGUGAGCGAAUGGAGCAUGCAUGGAGAAACAACACACGUUUAUUUUGAGAGGGUAUCAACCCUUUUCAAUUGGACAGAUAUAUUUCCCGAAUGGAUAGAUGAGGAGGAAGAGAGUGAUGUUCCAUCAUGCCCUGAGAUACCAAUGCCAGAGUUUGGAGCAUAUGAAAGUGUGGAUGUAAUUGUGGCUAAGUUGCCAUGCAAUUACCCUGAAGAAGGGUGGGGAAGGGAUGUGUUCAGGUUACAAGUUCAUCUAAUUGUUGCAAAUUUGGCUGUGAAAAAAGGGAAGAAGGAUUGGAAUUGGAAGAUUAAAGUGAUUUUUUGGAGCAAGUGUAGACCAAUGCUUGAGUUGUUUCGAUGUGAUGACUUGGUUAAGCAAGAAGGUGAGUGGUGGUAUUAUGAGUCUGAUGUGAAGUGGUUAGAAAAGAAGGUUUCUUUGCCUGUUGGGUCCUGUAAUUUAGCUCUGCCUCUAUGGGAACAAGGGAUCGACGAGGUGUACGACACGUCGAAGAUCGAACGCAUAGUGACAAGCGAAGCGAGGGCGAAACGCGAAGCGUACGCGACAGUGCUUCACUCUUCGGAAAGCUACGUUUGCGGCGCAAUAACGCUAGCACAAACCCUCCUCCAAACGGGAACCAAACGCGACCUAAUCCUCCUCCUCGACAACUCCAUCUCAGCCCCCAAACGCCAGGCCCUCGAACUCUCCGGCUGGAAGAUCCGAACCAUAACCCGAAUCCGAAACCCGAAAGCCGAAAACGGAACUUACAACGAAUACAACUACAGCAAGUUCCGCCUCUGGCAACUCACCGACUACGAUAAAAUCAUUUUCAUCGACGCCGACAUCAUUGUCCUCCGAAACCUCGACAUUCUCUUCCACUUCCCUCAAAUGUCGGCGACCGGUAACGACCAAUCCAUCUUCAACUCCGGCAUAAUGGUCAUCGAGCCCUCCAAUUGCACCUUCAACGUCCUCAUGGAGCGUCGCCACGACGUCGUUUCCUACAACGGUGGCGACCAAGGGUUCCUAAACGAGAUCUUCGUGUGGUGGCACAGGUUUCCGAGGCGCGUGAACUAUUUGAAGAAUUUCUGGGCCAACACGACGCUUGAGGCGAGUGUGAAGAACGCGCUGUUUGGCGCGGAGCCUCCUAAGUUGUACGCUAUUCAUUACUUGGGUUUGAAACCGUGGCAUUGUUAUAGGGACUAUGAUUGUAAUUGGGACGUGCAGGAUCAAAGGGUUUACGCGAGUGACGUGGCGCAUCAACGGUGGUGGAAGGUGCAUGAUGGAAUGGAUGAGAGGUUGCAACGAUUGUGUAGAUUGACCAGAACGCGUAGAACUGAGUUGAACUGGGAAAGAAGAAAGGCCGGGAAAUUGGGAUUGCCUGAUAUGCAUUGGAAAAUCAAUGUUACUGAUCCUAGAAGAUCUGGUUCUCUUUUGAUGGAUUAAUUAAUUAGGUUUUAGUUUAUACCACUCCUUUUUCUUUGUUUUGCAAAUUUUUGUUUGUUUUAUUUUUUUAAUGUACCUACUUGGUACGUACAGAGAAACUUUUUUUUUUCAUGCAGUUUAUUUAUUGAGAAAUUUGUGUGAAUAGG
Molecule: messenger RNA, 2182 nt
Organism: Abrus precatorius (Indian licorice)
Lineage: Eukaryota; Viridiplantae; Streptophyta; Magnoliopsida; Fabales; Fabaceae
Product: UDP-glucuronate:xylan alpha-glucuronosyltransferase 2-like
Exons: 3
Coding region: 249-2036 (595 amino acids)
Biological process (GO): xylan biosynthetic process
Molecular function (GO): glycosyltransferase activity
Source: RefSeq, a predicted model, not a curated record